Penicillium atrosanguineum is the source of this 1083-nucleotide messenger RNA. RefSeq lists its product as uncharacterized. Gene Ontology annotation, cellular component: fungal-type vacuole. NCBI's taxonomy places the organism in Eukaryota, Fungi, Ascomycota, Eurotiomycetes, Eurotiales, Aspergillaceae. The record is from RefSeq and is a predicted model, not a curated record. The coding region runs from base 1 to 1083 and encodes 360 amino acids. The transcript has a single exon.
AUGCGAGUCCUACCGAGCGGGCAGAGAGCCCAACCUUCCUUCUUCAUUCUGUUCCUGCUCGUCCUCGCAAUCGCUGUUCAAGUUUCUGCGGUGCCUGCAGCAGAUACCACCACCGACGCCCAGACCACCGCCGAUCCCUCAACAACUGACAGCACCCCUAGCGUGACCGAGAGCACCACUUCCACCGAGAGCACUUCGACGACCACAUCGGACAAAACCACCUCCACCACGACGUCCUCAACGACGUCCUCAACGUCGACAUCUACGACAUCCACGACCACCAUGUCUACCACUACCACGUCAGACACGUCUACCUCUACCUCCUCUGACACCACCACAUCCUCCGUUUCCACAACAACGACAUCAACAUCCUCAUCCUCAUCCUCCACAUCAACAGGCGGCGCCGUCGUUACCAUUCCACCCACCGCAAAUGCGCCGUACAUGCAGACCUCAAACACGCCAGAGGGCACAGUCUUCAUCGCCGUCGGUGCCAUUCUAGGCUUCAUCGGCCUUGCCGUUCUCGCCUGGCGGGGAAUGGUCGCAUGGUCCGUGAACCGCUCAGUGCGUCGCGCAGCUCUCGCCCACUCCUCUGAGAACAAGCGCCUCAUGCGCGGAAGUCGCAAGAAGCGUGGAACGACCGUAUACACCGCCGCGCCAGCCGGAGACGUCUCAUUGGAGAAACUCGGCACACGCGCAGGCGUCAAGCCGAAUCGUCGGGUCCCCAGCUCGAACAGCGGUCUAUUCUUUUCGCCCACUGCCGGCGGCGCUGGAUCUCACAAUAGUCUCAAUGCGACUGGAAACCGCGGCUCGACUUAUCUCCCUUCUGGGUACUACGUCGCCGCCGGUAGUUCCACCCCCGUCAGAAAUGCGUCAGGCUCGCACGUUGAUCUCAGCUCGCCUUCACUGCCAAACGUCGGCGCCUACGACCCCCCGCAUAACCAGCGCAGCUCAUAUGUUGGUGGUUCCACCAGCUCGCUGAAUCUGAACCAGACGCAACAGGGCCGAGCACCGAGUGCCUACCUGGAAGAUCUGUUUGAGAACCAUCCACCUCCCAGUAACUCCGAUAGACGUCAUCACCGAUAG